Molecule: messenger RNA, 288 nt
Organism: Cavenderia fasciculata
Lineage: Eukaryota; Evosea; Eumycetozoa; Acytosteliales; Cavenderiaceae
Exons: 1
Coding region: 1-288 (95 amino acids)
Source: RefSeq, a predicted model, not a curated record
AUGGGUCAUCAUCAUCAUCAUCACGGUCAUCAUCAUCACAGUGGUUACGCUGCACCAAUGUACGUUCAACCAAUGGUCGCCCCAAUGGUCGCUCCAAUGGUUCCACCAGUCAUGUACCCACCUCCAAUGAUGGCUCCAAUGGUUGCUCCACCAAUGGUCGCCCCAAUGAUCUCACCAAUGGCUCCAAUUGCCCCAAUGGUCUCGCCAAUGGUCUAUCCACCAACCGUCAUCUAUGAAACUGGUCACCACCACCACGGUCACCAUCACGGUCACCACCACUUCUUCUAA